AUGGGCUCUCUCCCAGUCAGUUCUGAGGUCCUCGUCAUCGGCGCAGGUCCUGUUGGCCUCUUUGCUGCCUUGCGUCUCGGUCAAGCAGGGAUUCGCGUUACCGUUCUUGAGAAGGAGAGCGGCCUGUCCCAGCUUCCUCGAGCCUGUAUGUUCUAUCCCCAGCCACAGUUCGCUCUGGCGGACGCUGGAAUAUGGCAAGCCAUCAUCAAAGGCGGCGGUUUUCGAUCCACUGGGCUUGACAUACGUCUUCCGCCAACUCCAGAUGGGGAAGAUCGAAAGGCUCCAGGCCAGAUUGUUGGGUCUUUCCCCAAAGACCCCAACCAUAACCCUCUUGGCACACCUGUCAGACCACCAGCAAUCAGCAUGCUCAACAUGGCCCAACCCGAGCUCACAAAGGUCUUGAUGCAAAGCGCUCUCGAGACUGGUUAUGUUCAGGUGGUCUUCAACAAAGAAUUAGUUGCAAUUUUGGACGACGGCUCGACCGGUUCAAACGUGGUAGUGUCAGUCAAGGACGUCCAGACGGAGCUUCUCGAGGACCAAACAGCAUCUUUUCUCGUUGGGUCGGAUGGCGGUCGGUCGCGGACGAGAUCUCUGCUGGGCAUAUCCUUCCCAGGCCACACCUGGCCCGAGAAGCUCAUCGCCACUGACGUCUGGCUCAAGAAUACCGAAGACAGUCCUACAACAACUACUCUGCUGAUGGAGCCGAUACAUUACACCAUCAUCACCCCACUUACGCCGCCUGUCAUCGGCGAGGUGACCAAGUGGAGGCUGACCUUUGCCGUCGACCCAAAAGAGCUUACUGAAAAGACCGAACAAGAGCUGCUGUCGGAGGAAUACAUAUCCUUUCAUUACGACCGCGCUUGGGCCGGCCCACGCCCACUCGCAUACAACAUUGAGAGGGCAGCAACUUACACCAUCCAUCAACGCUUGGCUUCCAAACUGAGACACGGACGGUGCCUCUUGGCUGGGGAUGCUGCACAUGUGAACAACGUUAUUGGUGGUCUGGGGUUGAGCAACUGUCUGAUGGAAGCUGUGGCUCUCAGCGAUGCUCUCGUCUUGGUCCUGAAAGAGGGCAAACCUGUCGAUCCUGUACUGACCAUGUACUCUGACGAGCGUCGUCAGGUCUUCCAGUUCUUCAUCGACCCCGUGUCGUCAUGGGCAGGCGAGCAUGAUGACUGGUUCUUCCGCUGCUUGAAAGAUACUUCGAGUCCAUCGUUCGGGAGAUGGAUCGAUAUGAUGGAGAAUUUCUGGCCCACGCGAAUAAAGGAUAUGGCCAAGGCCAUGUGA
Colletotrichum gloeosporioides is the source of this 1287-nucleotide messenger RNA. RefSeq names its product Para-nitrophenol 4-monooxygenase. Lineage: Eukaryota; Fungi; Ascomycota; Sordariomycetes; Glomerellales; Glomerellaceae. The record is from RefSeq and is a predicted model, not a curated record. The coding region runs from base 1 to 1287 and encodes 428 amino acids. Gene Ontology annotation, molecular function: 3-(3-hydroxyphenyl)propionate hydroxylase activity; FAD binding. Gene Ontology annotation, biological process: 3-(3-hydroxy)phenylpropionate catabolic process. The transcript is spliced from 3 exons.